Messenger RNA from Mugil cephalus (flathead mullet), 1767 nucleotides. RefSeq names its product globoside alpha-1,3-N-acetylgalactosaminyltransferase 1-like. The record is from RefSeq and is a predicted model, not a curated record. The transcript has 10 exons. Gene Ontology annotation, biological process: carbohydrate metabolic process. Bases 398 to 1465 code for a protein of 355 amino acids. Lineage: Eukaryota; Metazoa; Chordata; Actinopteri; Mugiliformes; Mugilidae. Gene Ontology annotation, cellular component: vesicle; Golgi apparatus; membrane. Gene Ontology annotation, molecular function: hexosyltransferase activity.
CCAUGUAUUAUAUCAAGGAGAGUCCUUUCAAAUAUGUAAAAUGGAGUUGGAGUGUGUGUUUGUGUUGAUUCAAAUGAGCACUCCACUAGGGUUCAAACUGGAAAACAUAUGUAAUGGUAAUAUAACUGGUUCAAUUAGUUCUUGGAAACACUGUUACAGAGGAGAAAUUCUAUAUAGUCGUUAACCACACCUUCGUUCUGUCACUCUAUUUGGAGAGUGCAGAGUGCUGGUUUCUCUGUGCUUCCUUCUCUGUGCUUCCUGACACGUGCCAGUGCACAAGCAGGGUGUGAAUCAGCACACAUCUGAUUAGAACCCUCCGGUCUUAAGCUGCUGGACCUAGUCUCCCUUUUCCCAGUGCCUCCGCUCCCUCCUGGUCUGCGUUCAGAGUUCGAGAGGGAUGUACCAGAUGAACACCAAAACUGUGGCUGGGCUGGUGCUCAUGCUUCUGCUGCUGCUGGCGAUGCUGUUUUUCUACACCUCACCCCGAAACACCAGCAACACCUUUACGUUUGAGGACACACUAAGACCCUACACUAAGACCCUAAUGUGCAGGGAAACUGAAGGCGUCGCAACCAAGCAUCUGGUGAUCCCUGAGAGUUUGCAGGUACCGCAGCCCAGACUACCCCAGAAGAGUCGUGGUGACGUGUUGACGGUGACACCCUGGUUGGCUCCAAUCGUCUGGGAGGGAACUUUUAACCCGCUUCUAAUCGAGAACAUUUACAAACCAAAGAACAUCAGCAUUGCAGUCACUGUGUUUGCAGUUGGAAAGUACAUCAGGUUCCUGAAAGACUUCCUGGAGACAGCAGAGAAGUACUUCUUUGUCGGUUACAAGGUGCACGUUUACGUGUACACAGACCAGCCAAAUGAUGUUCCCAAAGUCAAAAUGGGCCCUAACAGACAGGUGACAGUGCGUUUAGUACCCAAUGCAAAACGUUGGCAGGAGAUCACGUCUCGCAGGUUGAACCUCAUUGAGAUGCUGAUAGAGGAGAAGCUGCGUGGCAACACAGACUACAUCUUCUGUCUGGACGUCGACUGCAAGUUCCACGGCCCCUGGGGACCCGAGUCACUGGGCGAACUGUUCGGUGCGAUUCAUCCAGGUUAUUACCAAGAUGACCGCAAAGACUUUCCCUAUGAGCGGAGACCUAUCUCCAGAGCCUACCUGGCCCCUGGGGUUGGUGACUUCUACUAUGGUGCAGCUGUAUUUGGAGGCAGCCUGGAUGAAGUAGUCCGGCUUGCCCAAGUCUGCAGCCAGAACUUUGACGCAGAUACCCGGGAUGGCAUUGAGGCUGCCUGGCAGGAGGAGAGUCACCUGAACAAGUACUUCUGGGUCAACAAGCCCACCAAGGUUCUGUCACCUGAGUACCUGUGGCAGGACUUCAAACCCAUAAAUCCUGAAAUCCACGUCAUGAGGUUCUCUGGAAUCAUCAAGAACUAUAAAGAGAUCCGACCCAACUGGGAUGAAUGAUCCCUCAGCACACAUCUGAAUGUGAAUUGCAUUUUUCUACACCCAAGCCUUAACUACAAUUCACCUGGAAGAGAACUAACUGCCUUAGCACAUUGUCACAACUGAAUCUUCCAGACUUGGGACCUCUACUGACCAUGUCUAACAUGUAGUACUUGAACAGUGAGCCAAAUAAUCUGUCCUAAAUUCAGUCUGUGUGGCUGAAGCUGCAACCAUCUCUGUACAGCCGGUAGAUGAUGAAAAAUAGUUUAAACCAGAAUUAUCCAUAUUGAUAUUGAUCCAUUAAUAAACAUAGGGAACCUGGA